This is a messenger RNA of Colletotrichum spaethianum, 2397 nucleotides long. RefSeq lists its product as uncharacterized. The coding region runs from base 1 to 2397 and encodes 798 amino acids. The record is from RefSeq and is a predicted model, not a curated record. Lineage: Eukaryota; Fungi; Ascomycota; Sordariomycetes; Glomerellales; Glomerellaceae. The transcript has 5 exons.
AUGGAGGUUGUAAUCCCACCCAGAGAUCAUGGGCCGUCCUACAGAUAUGUUUGGGACGACAACGGCGCCGUCGAAAGGAUAGAGAGAGUUCCCGAGCAGCAAGCAUCACACCAGAGGGAGAGCACGGGCUCCGCUUCCGAUGUUGCGUCGUCGCGACCCUUCACUGGCUUCACCGGGAGUUUCCCGGACCCGCAGAGUUUUCCGCCAAAGGACCCCCCGAGACGAGCGACCUGGGCGCCCGGAAAACGUAAUUCGACGGCCACGCUUCUUGAGAACAUCGUCCCAGACUACAUCAUCAACUACAUCAGAGGAGAGACGCCCGAAACCAUGGCGCGCAGGAGAGAAGAGCGCCGGAGACAGACGCAGAGCCCCGAAACGCUCGAGGCGAAUGUACGCGGCGCCAUACACGAAAGUGGCGCACAGGGUUUUUACGAGGAGGCCACGACAAACACCCUCUCGACGGUCGCCGCCAACGACGACCUGGAGCGGAUGCUGCCACCGGACGAGAAGAGGAGGUCGGGAAGCACGUUCGACCGGAUGAAGUCGGGAUGGAGGGCCGGCAUCGCGUUGAACAUCGUCAUUGGCUUCUUCAUCCUUAUCGUCGCCAUCGUGUGCCUGGUGCUCGCCCUCGUGGUCGUCGGCAUGAUCAGGGGCGAGAGCCGCAUCUUCGAGGGCGACUGCGCGGCCGCGAGCAACAUCAAGAUUGGUGUCUUCGUCGCCAUUAACGUUGUCACCGUCGUGCUGCUGUCGGCGGCCAACUACGUGUUUCAGGUGUUGAGCAGUCCCACGCGCAUCGAGGUCGAUAUGGCACACGAUGGGAGGCGGUGGCUCGACAUCGGGGUCCCUUCUUUCAGGAACCUGCGUUUCGUCUCGAAACCGCGGGUCAUCAUGACGGUCAUCAUUAUGCUGGCGGCCGUCAGCACCCAAGUAAUCUAUAAUGCCGUAAUCUUCUCGACGCAACCCGCCUUCGACCAGCAGGUUGUCUUCGUCACCCGAGACUUCCUCACGGCCGGCCAGUUCAGCAACAUGUCGGAGACCAACGCCGGCGGCCUCUUGCGGUCCGACAUCCUCGUCCUCCAAGACCAGGCCUCGCGCGGUGACCUGACAAACCUCACAAACGCCGCCUGCGCGGCGCAGUUUGGUGGCACUUUCCAGUCUGACUUCAGCGCCGUCGUCCUCGUGACCGACGUCACGCAAAAGUCCGGCUCCUCCCUCGCGCAGUUCAUCGACCCGUCCGAUCCCUCGCGGAUCAGGAUCAACAGCUCCUCGGUGGACUACUGCCUCGCGCGCCCCGAGUCCUCCCAGUCCUGCGACGUUGUUCUCAACGGCUCGCUCCUCGGCGUUGUCGCCAUCCUCAACCUCGUCUCCGUGUCCGCCAUCGGCGCCGUCUACUUCUUCACCGGCUUCGAGCCUAUCGUCACCCUCGGCGACGCCCUCGCCUCCUUUAUCACACAGCCCGAUCAUACCACCCGCGGCAUCUGCCUCCUCGACAAGACGGACGUCAAGCAAGGGCGGUGGGGGUACCGCGAGGCGAAAUACUGGACCUCUCGAGACCACUUCUGGCUCCAAACCCCGAGCCUGACCACCUGGACAUCCUGGCUCAUCACCUGGAUCUUGCCCACGGGUCUCGCCGCUGCAGCCCUCGGCAUUACCCUCGCCCGAGGCCCGGCAUCGUCUCUCAGCCCCUUCGGCAGCGCCGGCCCCCACGAGAUAUAUCCCCUCACCAACAGUGGCGGACGCGCGGGCGUCGCCAUCAUCGCCGCCCUCCCCCACCUCCUCCUUGCGGCCCUUUACCUCUCUACCAACGCCCUGCUGUCGUCCUACUUCCUCUCCCACGAGAUGAGCCAGUACGCGUUGCCUGGCAUCGCCCUCCCCCUCCGUGUCAGCUCCGGACGUCCCCACGGCGCCCAGACGACCUCCCUCUACCUCACCCUCCCGCGCCCAUACUCCUGGCUCCUCCUGGGCCUCUUUGCCGCCGCGGGCUUUGUGCUGAGCAACGCCGUUGUCAUGGUCUCGAUCGACGUCCUCCCCGCCGUCAAGGACAAGCAGUACCCCGCCCCGAUCAACGGCAUUGGCUUUAGCGGCGUCGGGCUGCUCGUCUUUUUGGUCCUGAUGGUCCUGAUCGCGGCGUUGGUCCUCGGCGUGGGUCUCCGGCGCGCAGACCCCUCGCCGACGAGCGUCGACGGCGAGAAGGCGGGCAACCCGCUUGUGCUGCGGGGCGGGAGCUGUUCGGCCGUCAUCAGCGCGCGGUGCCACCGCCCUGCGAGGGACGUGGGUGCGGCGUACAGGAAAGUCGCGUGGGGCGUCGUCGAGCAGGAUGUCGAGACCACCUUCGGCCACGCCACGUUUUCCAGCCAGGCUGUGAGCGUGCUGGAUCCCGCCAAGGGGUACGCCUAG